This is a messenger RNA of Procambarus clarkii (red swamp crayfish), 894 nucleotides long. Its product is annotated as tripartite motif-containing protein 59-like. The record is from RefSeq and is a predicted model, not a curated record. Lineage: Eukaryota; Metazoa; Arthropoda; Malacostraca; Decapoda; Cambaridae.
AUGAGGGCAUUAAUGAUGGUGUUGUCUUUACCCAGUCAUGAUGAGGGCAUUAAUGAUGGUUGUCAUUACCCAGUCAUGGAUUACCACAAGCCAGAGGAGUGUUCAGUCUGUCUUAUCAGUUUUGAUGAUGAUGUACGGCCUCGCUCACUGCCGUGUGGGCACAAAUUCUGCUCCCAGUGUGUUAACAAAGCUAUUAAGAAUGGUCAGCUGGCGUGUCCCAUUUGCCGCACCCAGCACAGUGCCCCGGCUGCUUCUCGGUUCCCUAUAAAUUAUGGUAUGGAGGCCUUUGUUAGGAAACUAAAACACGACGAGCUUAUGGCAAUGGGAUCUCAAACUGGAGUCGCCAGGAAGAAGUUGCGUUCUGUGGUGAAGGAGCAGAAGAGCAGCAUCAGCAGCGUCAUUAUUGAGUGUGAGGAGGUACUGUCCCAACUGGGUGAAUACCGGGGACAGCUAAAUGACUGGAAGACUCGACACCUUCAACUCCAGGAGAGACUGGUAGAGCAGAACAAGGCCGUAAUGAAGCUCUUAGAACAGGAGGAUGACUGCGUGGUGACUAUGACAUCACGGGGAGAGGAAGAGAAGACUCGGCUGCAGGCCAUGUUGGUGAACCUUGACACAGUCAACGCUAUAGACAACGCCGACACAAUCAUAGACGCAGCUGAGAAGUGCAAUGUGGAGGUACAACAUUGGUCCCAGAAGUGCCAGGCUCUCUUCCCGGAUGUCAACACUGUGCACACCUCAGUGAAGGUGCAGGAGACCAUCAGGAAGGCCCUGGAUAUUAUGAUGACCACAGCGGCAGGUACAACAGCAGGUCCCGUUCACCUGGGAGACUCAGCCAACAACAUCAUGAGUAAAGUUCAAGAUAUCACUGGAGAGAUCAUGAAGCAAAUAACU